AUGGGAAAUAUCACGUCAGCGAUAACACCCGAUCAAAUUCUGCCCGUCGAAACGUUUAUUAACGAUCUGCCAAAUAUGCGCUUCGUCAAGAGCUUGGGCAAUACUCGAUUCAUGAAGGUCGCAAAAGCUGAUUUUUUAGAUGGUUCAGUGAUUCCUGUUGUAUUGAAGUUUUUUAUACCGCAUGAAGAGGAUUUUUUAGUUGGUCGUUAUGUGGAUCAAGUGUAUCUGGUUCGAGAUUUGCUAUAUACUGCAUAUAAUUGUUGUCCAUUCAAAAACGUUUUCGUAACACAGCGUUGUGUAAUUCUUUCUCGUCAGUAUUACAAGGAAACAUUAUACAAUCGGCUAAGUACUCGGCCUUUUCUUCUGGAUAUUGAAAAGAAGUGGAUUACAUUUCAAUUGUUAAAAGCAGUGGCUCAAUGUGAAGCGGCAGAUGUUUGUCACGGUGAUUUAAAAUCGCAGAAUGUUGUUAUUUCAAGUUCAAACUGGGCUCAAAUCACGGACUUUGCUACUUUUAAACCAGCUUUUGUUGCAUCGGAUGAUCCAUCUUAUUUUACAUUCUUCUUUGAUACUAGUCGGCGAAGAACAUGUUAUUUGGCACCGGAACGUUUCUAUCCUAGUCAUCAAAUCAAAUUGUAUACGGACGCUCCCAGACAGUUUUUGGAUAUUUCAAAAGGCCUUACGCACGCGAUGGAUAUAUUUUCAUUAGGAUGUGUACUUGUUGAAUUAAACUCAACUGUCGAGGAAUAUUAUCCAUUUAGUUAUGGUGAACUUGUUAAAUAUAAGGAAAUGAACGACCAAGAAGCAGAUAUUUUCGUGCAGAAUAUUCUGGAGAAGGUUCCUCAUGCUUUGAGAAGAAUGAUCGGAUUAAUGUUGAACAGAAUUCCAUCUAAACGAUUGACUGCGACGAAGCUCUUGCAAAAAUUUGGUCCUGAAAUAUUUCCUCCUCUUUUCGAAAAUUUGCUUUAUGAUUAUAUUUAUGCAUUUCGUCCAAAAUUUUCUUAUUCAAAUGAUUCAGUUGAAGAAAGCAACCAAAACUUAAUUUUAAUGGAUUCAGAUGAUGCAAUUGCAAAAUUGGCUCGUGAUAUGGACAUGAUAAUGGAGAUGCUUUGUAAAGCGAACAAUGGUAAAAGUGAUGAACAGUUAUCAUGUGUUGCACUUUUUAUCACAUUAGUAGCAUCUAAUUUAAGAGCUUUGAAAUCAGUGGCUUCAAAAUCGCGUUUUGCUACAGUUGCAGAUCCAUCAGUUAUUGCUGAUCGAAUUUUACCAUACUUGGUUAUUUUUCUUUCUUUUAUUUUUGCUUGUGAUUUUUCUUUUGUGUCCUGCGGUUUUACGGUGCAUAUGGCUUUAAAUUCCUUAUCUUAUGGUGAUUUAUUUGCUGUUAACUAUAUACAGGUUAAUAUGUUCUAUGAUUCUUCAUUGCAAGUUAGAAGUGAAGCAAUUUAUAAAAUAACCGCUAUUCUAUCAUCUUUGGAAAAAAUUCCCAUUCGAGAGACUCGUCUUUUCAUUGAUUAUUUGUUUCCACAUCUGAAGAUUGUAUCUACAGAUCCUUCCAAUUUAGUGCAGAUGGCAUUGGCGGAAAAUUUAGGUAUCUUAUCGGAAACUUCUGUCAGAUUCUUAUACCAAAGUUCGAAAAAUUUAACAAUUGAUCUUCUUGGCAAUUCAACUGUCGGCGAAGCUGAAGAAAAAGCUGAUUGGGAGAAUGAAUUAGCUCGUCAAGAGCUGAGAGCGCUUCAUGAAGCAGUGAAUGAAAUUUUUAUAAAUCUUUGUGGUUCAGAUAAUUGUGUUAAGCAUUGUUUGGUAGCAUCAAAAUCCUUCCCUAUGCUUUGCCAAUUUUUCAAUCGUCAAAGAUCAACGGAUGUUUUGUUGUCGCACAUGAUUACGUUCUUGAAUGAUAAAGUUGAUUGGCGUCUUCGAGCCGCGUUUUUCGAAUGUUGUCCAAUAACAGCAAAGUUCGUUGGUCGACAAAGUACUUUCAUUCUUAGAUCACUUCUGCAACAGGGUAUACAUGAUUUCGAAGAAUUCGUGCAACUUCGUGCAUUUUGGUGUAUUUGUACAUUAUGCAAGGAUCAACUGUUGGAUAAAGCAGCUAUUUACGAGUUAUUAGAUGAUGUUGUGCCUUUUCUUUCUCAUCCGAAUGAGUGGUUGAGACUGGCUGUGGUGAAUAUUUUGGUUGCCCUUGAUGAAUCCUUAAAUGUGGCUGAUGUACACUGCAAAUUAAUGCCUCUUAUAAAAUCUCAUCUUAACGAGAAUCUUAUUAAACUUAAUAACAAGUUUAUAUUAAUUGCAACACUUCGUCCUCCGAUAUCCCGGGCUAUAUGGGCAUUUGUGGUCAAUGAAUCACCACUAAUUCCUCUUCUUGAUUACCUUGCUGAAAAGCAGAUGUUUAUCGCUCUAGAAGGUGGACCGAAUUCAAUUAUAGCUACAAAUAGGAGCAUUAAUCCAUCAAGUUAUGAACUGGAAUUAUGCUUGAAGCGACUGGAGAUACUGGGUCUCAAUAAUGAAUUUGAAGAGAAAUUGGUCAAAUUUAAUAACGUUCUCAGGAAGAUGCACAGCUUUCGUGUUAGUAUGAUCGAUGGUCGGCAAAUUUGCAAACAUAAUUCCAUUGAUUUAAAUCUUCUGCCUGAUGUGAUGCCUAGAAAAUUUGAUCUCACUAGUCAAUCACAUACUCAUGAAGCUCAAAAAUACGAGGAAGCUGUAGAUUGGAGCAAUCUUUUCGGUGAGGAGCCUCCUGAAGUUAUGAUUUCUGAUAUUUGUGUAGCAGGAGUUUCAGACAGUUUUUUUGCGUCAAAAUUUCAGGAAUAUGAUAUGAAUACAUCGUCUUCUUGGGAUCUUACUGUGCGAUCAUCGUCAUGUAGAAUUUCUCUGUUGAAAUUAUUUAUGUACAUGCGGCAAUGCUAUUUGAAAAAGACAUUACUGCAUCCAAAAUCGAAUCGUUUGGUGCACGAAAGAGUCGAAAUGAAUACCUCUAUAAUAGCUCGUACUCAGCAAGUCGGCACUCAGUUUUUAGGUCAAAUAUACGCACACAAACCUGUUCUUAGGAAGAUUGCUCUUAAUAAUCGUGAAUCACACUUUGUAAGCGCUGGGUCCGAUGGUUUUGUAAAAGUGUGGUCAGUUGGCCGAAUAUUAUCGAAACGCACUGGUAUGAUGAUCCCGGAAGGAACUUUUUCUUACGGUCGCGAGAUAAAUUCAGUUAAAUUUAUUGGUUACGAUGACCGUCUUGCGAUUGCAACUGGUGACUCAAGGAUAUGCAUUGUUGAUACUAAACAUUUAGGGCUUAUCACGACGAUAAAUUUUUUAGAAACUGAUCAUGGAGCCCCUAUAGAAUUAAUAGGGGCUAAUAAUUUACUAUUUGUUCGUACAUUUCAUGGAUCCAUAUUUUGUUUCGAUUGCAGAAUACCGCAGACACGUAAAUUUGGAAUCAAACCUUCUCCAAUAUGGCAUCAUAAAGUCAAAGAUGCUUAUGGUUUGAUUACCUCGUUUUGCACUGAUCCUUCGAAUCUUUAUUGGAUGUGUAUGACGAGUACGAACAGGAAUCUUAUUUUAUGGGAUUUAAGAUUCGGUUUGGAAGUGAAUAACUGGCCUCAUCCUUGUAAAAAGUGCCGCAUGAUGCGUUGUUGGCCUGCCUUAAAUAUGGGAAAUACUUCCGGACCAUGCAACGAAGUAUGGACUUCUGCAUCGUGCAGCGGUGAACUUUCGCGAUGGAGUCUUGAAACUGGUCAACGUUCACAUGAUAGGUAUACUAUCACAUCACUAGUCACUUGCCCUUCUUCUGGUCGGAUAUUUGUUGGCGAUUGUUUUGGAGCUUUAAGAUCAUUCAAUCUUAGAAGCGCGAAAGAAUGCUUCUAUCUUUCUGGGCCACUAAGGCAAACUCAGGAUAUAAUUAGUGCAUCUGCAUCACAUCAAAAUGAUAUUCGUUAUAAUGUAACGGUUGUGGAUACUAUUGAUGUUAUUCAUGAGAAUUCCUCAGACUGUAAUGUCAAAUCGCUCUUCGGCAGAUCCAAUAAAAUGCAGCCCGAAAUUAGCCAUACUUGUGCUAUUGAAGGAUUAUUACGGACUGGUGAUUUGCUAAUAUCAGCUUCACGUGAUGGAAUAAUUAAUAUAUGGAAAUGA
Dracunculus medinensis (Guinea worm) is the source of this 4110-nucleotide messenger RNA. NCBI's taxonomy places the organism in Eukaryota, Metazoa, Nematoda, Chromadorea, Rhabditida, Dracunculidae. The record is from the annotation of a GenBank genome assembly.